AUGUUUCGGAGAGUGUCGGUGUUAAAGGAGAGAGCCGAAGAUGAGAACGUGGACUCCGGAGCGGAAACAGCCGAAUCUGACUGCAGCAGGAUGUCAACAUCUGGCAUCGAUCUCAUGACCAGGCGGGUCAGGCAGCAGCAGCAGCAGCUCCUUCAUCUGAACCUGCAUCUGCUGGCCAACCCUGGAGACUCCCUGCUGCUGCAGCACACCCUGGAUCGCCUCCUCCGCUGGCUCUGUCCAAGCCUCCGCAUCUUCCAUGUGUCAGAGAGGGCUUCCCCGUAUAGAAGUUACACUCGUCUCAGUCCUGUGGCAGGCUACCCUUCUCUGGCUAUUACCUUCUUCCUUCAUGAGGCUUAUGGAGAGGAACGGAUCCUCAAAGUGCUGGACUUCUUCCAGCGACCGCCUUGGCAGUACCACCACACGGAGAGCUGCGGCAACAGGACCAGAGGGAUCCACAUUACUUCCAGCAGCUCCCCAUCCAACCCCCUGCUGCGGCCCUACCUCCUGCCCAGCCGAGACUUUUACAGCCUGGGUGCAGGGAUGCCUGUGUGGGGGGUUCGGCCGGUGCACUGUGGAGGAGAAAUACUACGUGUGACACUGUACAGUGUAUAUGACAACUAUGAGGACGCUGUGCGGCUGUAUGAGACGGUGCUGCAGCAACAGGCAGAAGAGCAGAAGACCGGAUUCUGCUGGUUCACCCUCCAUGCAGAGCCGGGGCUGUGCCUGCAGCUGGCUAUAAAGCAGUUGUCACCAGGAGUUCGGGUGGAGCCUUGCAGCUCUGCUGUGCUACAGUUUAGUGUGGAGGAAAUCGGCCAGCUGGUCCCUCUGCUGCCCAACCCCUGUACCCCCAUCAGCAGCACACGCUGGCAGACGGAAGACCUGGAUGGAAACAAAGUUCUCUUCCAGGUGAAAACCCCGGCUCAACCUCCGCGACCCUUGACCUGUGCUUUCCCCCUGACCUGCCCCAGCGUGUCCCCUCGAGGAAUGCAGUUCAGGAGCUCAGCACAGGGCCACAGCCUGUCGCCCUGCAGCCUCACGACCCCCCCGCCCUGGCAGACACACAGGCAGGGCCACAGACCACGCAGUGACCCGAUCCUGGAGAAGCUUCACGGAGGAGGAGGAGGAGGUGGAGCAGAGAGUCUGGGAUCAGGAAGCUGCUGCAGCACCCCUCCAGGCAGCUCCUGCUACUCAUCCCAGCGCAGCAGCCCCGCCCUGCCUCUCACCUCCAAUCACCCGGACUCUCCUCUGCGCCCCGCCAUCACCCGCUCUCUCUCCUAUCUCCUCCUGGAAGAGGACGAGGAGGAGCCGGAGACCAACGUAGACACGGGGGUCCCCAUCUCGUCUCACUCUGACUCAGCAGUCAAAGCCAUCACUCGCUCUUCCUCCAUGGACUUUCUGAUGAACCUGCACUCAGAGAGACCCGCUGCUGUCGGGGCUUCGGCUGCUGAAGGUCUAGCCAAGGAACUGCUUGAAUGUCUGCCACGGACACACAUGCACCCUCAGGCGGGCUCCAGGACGUGGGGCUCCACCGGCUGUAUGAAUAAAGCCAGUAAAGGCAGCAGGACGGUGGUGAUGAGGACUACUGCUGAGCAAUGCACCAAGCCGCUGUCAUCACACACGAACAAUGAAGAGCCCGUCGACGAGUUCUUCAUUUGAAUUCUUGCCACUUCGUCACGUGUGUGUAUGUGUG
Molecule: messenger RNA, 1690 nt
Organism: Scomber japonicus (chub mackerel)
Lineage: Eukaryota; Metazoa; Chordata; Actinopteri; Scombriformes; Scombridae
Product: protein FAM124B
Exons: 7
Coding region: 1-1656 (551 amino acids)
Cellular component (GO): nucleoplasm
Source: RefSeq, a predicted model, not a curated record